CCUCUUUCUCUUCGUGUUCCGCUUCAUCGCCCUUUUCUUCUUCUACUCUUUCUACAUAAUUUCUUUCUCUGUCUACUUCUGCUGUGUUGUUGUUGUUGUUGUUGUUGUUUUGUAUUAUAGGCGUUCUAAGUCACGUUAUAGAGAGUCGCUGGGAACACGUUUAAAAGAACACGCUGUACCUGAACGAGCUGUACCUGAAUUUCCCAACACGCUGACCACCAUUACGCUCACUACACUAACUACCUCGCCGCGAGCUGCCAUUACCUAGCGAUGCCUCGAGGUGCGAAAAUAUAACAAUAAACCGCUACGUUACGAUAAGCAGCGCUGAUUGUAGCGGAGUAAAAGUAGUAACCUUGACUUUUUUUCUUUCCUCUGACUUCGCGGCGACACCCUAGCCCACUGCGUCUGAGUCGUUAUUUGUGUUACCUCGAGAAGCUACGUGCGUCACCCCCAGGCACACUCCCUCACUCCGCCUCCUUCCGCUGUCAUUGUAGCUGUCACCGCCACCACGUCGCCACUCCUCCUCUUGUGCAACCCGGGGCUCUACUCUCAAAAUGACGUUGAUUUGAUUGUCAUAUCCUGUUACCGAGAGGCCUCUUGAAUGUAUCCUCAAGGCGGUUCUGAGUACAGCCUCGUCUCCGUCAUCAGUGGGCGCGGGAGACUACCGGCGCCAUGGGCAGCUCGGGGCGCGAGGAGCUGAGCGUGGAGGCCGCCGAGUCGCCGCCCGCCCGAGACACGCUGUUCAGGAAGUACCGAGGGUGCUACGUGAGUCGGGGCGUCGGCCUCCUGCUGGGGGUAACCUUCGUCAGCGGCAUGGUGGCGACGGGGCUCCUCGUCUACUACCUUACGCCCCAUGUACCUCCUCCUCCUCCUCCUCCCUCUCCUCCCCUUUCCUACCAGCCUCACACCCCCGCCAACGCUACCACCUUCACCACCACCACCACCACCACCACCGCCGCCUCGCAGCAGGUCCAGGGCACAGAAGGGGUGACAGCAGCGCCACCUUCGUCUGAUCGGGACUUGUUAACCGAAGACAAGUCGGAGGCCAAGCAGGGCAGCCCCCGCCUCCCGCGAUCCCUGCGUCCGCUGCACUACCUGGUGAAGCUGCAGCCGCUCAUCAACGGCAACCUGAGCAUCCUGGGCUACGUGGAGGUGGAGAUGGAGGUGCUGGAGGCCACGACCAACAUUACCCUCCACAUCGCCGACAUCAUCACCCACAACGACACCAUCAGGCUGCGUCCCCUCGGUAAGCCUGCGGGACCCGGCCUGGCCAUCGCCGCCCACCAGUACGACGCCGAGCGAGAGUUCUACGUGGCCCAGCUGAAGGAGCCGCUGCGGCCGGGCGGCAGAUACGUCCUGUCCAUGCACUUCCUCGGCCUGCUCAACGACCUGAUGAAAGGCUUCUACAGGUCCACCUACAGGGACGCUGACGGCACCGAGAAGAGGCUGGCGGCGACGCAGUUCCAGGCGACGGACGCCCGGCGAGCCUUUCCGUGCUUCGACGAGCCCGGGCUGAAGGCCACCUUUGAGGUGCACCUCGCCCGCCAGGACAACAUGACCUCGCUCUCCAACAUGCCCAUCAAGGAGACGCUGCCCAUGGCGGGCCAGGAGGGCUGGCUGUGGGACCACUACCAGACCACGGUGAACAUGUCAACCUACCUCCUCGCCUUCGUCGUGUCGGACUUCGUCAGUAUGAACACCACCGUCAACGAUAAUAUUCUCUUCCGAGUUUGGACGCAGCCUUCAGCCCUGCACCAAGCCUCGUACUCCCUCGAUAUCGGCCCUCGCAUCCUCUCCUACUUCGCAACGUUCUUCAAUCAGUCGUAUCCGCUGCCGAAGAUGGACAUGGUCGCCAUCCCGGACUUUGCUCCCGGCGCCAUGGAGAACUGGGGCCUGGCGACGUACCGGGAGUUCCUGAUGCUGUACGACCCACGGGUGUCCGCCGCCAACAACAAGCAGCUCGUGGCCUCGGUGGUGGCGCACGAGUUGGCGCAUCAGUGGUUCGGUAACUUGGUGUCGCCCCGCUGGUGGACGGACAUCUGGCUCAACGAGGGAUUCGCUUCAUACCUAGAGUACAUUGGCGUCGACCUUGUGGAACCGUCCUGGAGGAUCCUGGAGCAGUUCGUGCUAAAGAGGAUCCACGGAAUGUUCACGGCCGACAGCUUGGCCUCGUCACACCCCAUCCGGCACAACGCGGAGCACGCCGACAGGGUUGCCUACGACAAAGGGUCGUCCAUCAUCCGCAUGAUGAGUCACUUCCUGGGGGACGCUGCUCUCAGGAGGGGCCUCACUCACUACCUCAACCACUUCAAGUACGACAACGCGGAGCAGGACGACCUGUGGCGGCACCUGACGGAGGCGGCCCACGCGGCGGGCACGCUGCCGCCGGAGCUGAGCGUCAAGGCCAUCAUGGACACGUGGACGCUGCAGAUGGGCUACCCCGUCAUCAGGGUGGAGCGGAGCCCCGACGGCACCUCGGCCAGCGUCUCCCAGGAGCGGUUCCUGCUGGUGAAGGACGACAGCGCCGAGGACACGCACGACUACAAGUGGUGGGUGCCGCUGACCUACACGGGCCAGCAGCGGCCGGACUUCAGCCAGACGCAGCCCCAGGUGUGGAUGAAGGACUCGGAGGCGCAGGUCACCGUCAAAGGCCUGCCCCCCAAGGACCAGUGGGUCAUCUUCAACCUGCAGCAGACCAGCUACUACAGGGUCAACUACGACCAGCACAACUGGAACCUGCUCAUCCAGCAGCUGCUCAACGACCACAGCGCCAUCCACACGGUCAACAGGGCGCAGAUCAUUGAUGACGCGCUAGACCUGUCCCGCGCAGGCCAGUUGCCCUAUAGCACCGCCCUUGAGGUCACCACGUACUUGCCCCGCGAAGCGGAGUACGUGCCGUGGGCGGCGGCGCUCGACAACCUCGGCUACAUCCGGGACAUGCUGCGGCACACCACGGCCUACGGGGCGCUCAGGAGGUACCUGCUGGACAUCGUGGUGCCGCUGUACGACUCUGUGGGUUUCCAGGACCACGAGAGUGACCCGCUGCUGGACCAGUACAAGCGGCAGAAGGCGCUGUCGUGGGCCUGCGAGCUGGAGCACAGCGACUGUCUAGCCAACGCCGCCGCCAGCUACGCCGCCUGGAUGGCCGACCCGGAUAACACCAGCAUCUCCCCGAACCUCAAGUCGACGGUGUACUGCCACGCCAUCGCUGAAGGAGGGGAGGAGGAGUGGACCUUUGCUUGGGGGCAGUACCUCGCCGCCGCGGUGGGCUCCGAGAAGGUGAAGUUGCUGCAGGCGAUGGGCUGCACCAAGCGACCGUGGCUGCUGUCCAGGUACCUGGAGAUGGCCUUCAGCCCCGGCAGUGACAUCAGGAAGCAGGACGCCCUCACCGUGUUCUCGGCGGUGGCGACCAACGACGUGGGGCGCCCGCUGGCCUGGACCUUCCUGCAGGACCGCUGGGAUGACCUCCGCGAUUUCCUUGAACGGACCGGAGCGCGCAUGGUUCGAGCCGUGAGUCGAAACUUCAACACGCCGCUUCAUCGAAAGGAGCUGGAUGAGUUCCACGAGUCCCACACCCGCCAGCUGCCGCAGUACGCCCAGGACAUGGCUCAGCUGCUGGAGGAGGUGAAGGGCAACGUGGCCUGGCAGGAGACUCGCUACGGGGAGGUGCUGGCGUGGCUGGAGGCCCGGGGACACGACCACAUGCUCCCCUCCCACUAGGGCCGCGCGAGGGACGGUGCGUGGAGCGGUGGUGAGGUAGGGAUUGCAGAUUGUGGGGGUUAGGGGAAGAGUAGAGGCAUAUACUUUUUCUUAGUAUUUCGGGUUAGGGGGAAAGAGUAGUGGUAUUUAUUUUUCUUGAGUGUCUGUAUGUGUGUAAUGUAGUAUGUAAGUAUGUAUGUAUGUAUAGUAAUCUCACGUUUUAUGCGAGCUAAACUACUACUGUUAUUGUUACUACCUUUGCUAUUACUACUUUUACUACUACUACUACUACUACUACUACUAUUACUACCUUCUUCUACUACUACUACUACUACUACUAUUACUACCUUCUACUACUACUACUACUGUUACUACUACUACUGCUACCUUCUACUUCUACUACUACUACUACUACUACUACUACUACUACUUCUACUACUACUACUGCUAC
Molecule: messenger RNA, 4150 nt
Organism: Eriocheir sinensis (Chinese mitten crab)
Lineage: Eukaryota; Metazoa; Arthropoda; Malacostraca; Decapoda; Varunidae
Product: aminopeptidase N-like
Exons: 18
Coding region: 673-3720 (1015 amino acids)
Biological process (GO): proteolysis; peptide catabolic process
Cellular component (GO): cytoplasm
Molecular function (GO): metalloaminopeptidase activity; zinc ion binding; peptide binding
Source: RefSeq, a predicted model, not a curated record